AUGGCACCAAUACAGAGGAAUGGCAGAGUCACUGAAGUAGAAUCCUUCUACCAUACCUAUCGCUGCGUAGUGACAAAAGUGAAAUUCACCAUGUUUUUAAGGAUCGUUUUACUUCUUCUUCUCGUGACUGGAACAUUAACACAGGACUUAGGUUUUGACCUGGGAGAUGCUAUCGAUGAUAUAGCUCCAACACCUGCAAAGCCCAAAGAGCAACCGAAGGCCCCAGAUAAUGAUGGUGGCUUUAACUUUGAUUUAGGAGAUGCUCUCGGCCCAGAACCCACCCCCAAAACUGACAAACCAGCUGUUAAACCACCAAAGAGUGGAGGAGGUGGCUUUGGACUGGAUUUGGAGGAUGCCGUCGGCCCAGACCCCAGCGCCAAACCUGAAAAACCACCUGUUAAACCACCAAAGAGUGGAGGAGGUGGCUUUGAUUUUGACUUGGAGGAUGCUCUCGGCCCAGACCCCAACCCCAAACCUGACAAACCAGCUGUUAACCCACCAAAGAGUGGAGGAGGUGGCGGAACUUUUGAUGACUCAGACUUGUUUGACAUUAAUGACGGGAGCUACAAGCCUGAUGGAGGCCGCUCAGGAGGUUCAGGUCGUGCGGGGGACCCUGGCUCCGAUCCUCAGGGUGGUGCUGAUCAGCCUCAAGAAGCUGGAUCCGGACAGAUUGCAGGGAUUGUCAGCGCUGUUGGAGUCGCUCUGUUAGGAGCAGCAUCCAGUUACUUUGCUUACCAGAAGAAGAAGCUCUGCUUUAAGCUGCAGGGGGGGGCAGAUCCAGAGAGCGGUAAAGGCCACAGUGGUGCUCAGUCUGAUCCUCAAGUGUUCAGCAACCUGCUCAGGACGUCCUAGACACCCUCUGCACACGCACAAGACAAGUCAGUGGCCUUCUCUACAAAACUCCUCUUCGUUCAACCUUCAGUCGAAACUUUCUCCGUUUAAUGUGUAAAUACAACUUGAUUUUCUGUUCACUAAACAAAACUCGAUCCCCAUCGACGGUGGGGCUGCUUUGAUUACCUUGCUGAGGAUUUCAGCAGAUGGUGAUUUUGCACAGAGCUUUGUGUUUUUGUUCUGUGUCUGUGUGCAACUACUGUACACAUGAAUGCAUUGUUUUCUUUUCCUAAUAUGUCUUUUAAACCUUAACACUCUAGUAACUACAAAAAGGUGUGUUUAGCUUAACAUAGGUGCUAUGUGGGUAGGGUUCACGGCAUCAUGCAAGUCAAAUCAGGUGUUUGUUACAGAAAAGAUGUUCUGAAUUAAAGCCUUCUUGAUUGUGGCAGACCCCCCCUCCCCCAGCUGGCAUUUAAGAAGGAUCGAACAAAGCUUUUGUGUUUUUACCUGUUUGGAUCAGAAUGGAUGUAGAGUAUUUUCUUUAGCACCUUAAAUCCUAAAGGGUUUGUUCACCCAAAUCACAAAGAAAAGAACAUGUAUAGUAUCUAGCCUUUGUUUUGUUCUUGUCUGUUUUUUCUCUUUGUUUGUUGUGAACUGACCCUUUAAUGCACACCUCAGUAUGGCUAAACCGUAUAUCGUGAAUUCUCAAACUCAAUCAGGUAUUCAAAUGUCGACAAGGGGCGUGGCCAGCUCUAACAGCUAAUUAAGGCCGGUAAAAACAUUAAGCAGAGGUGGAAUCACCUGUAUCUCCGUGGCUCACAUAUGAAACUCAGCAUGAUGUGCAUUUCCACAGCACUAAUUCCAUCAGUUCACUGUUAAGCUACCGUCAGAGAAUCUUGAGACUUCCUGCAGAUGUUUUAGAGUAAAAGCCUACCAGGAACAAGAGAUUGAGGCUUUGUCCCCCCAGCUGCUAGGAGGCUUUUAAUGUGAAAGGUACGUCUAUGGAAAUAUAGAAUUUAAUUUGCGGCAGGUUAACAGCAACUUUAAGAAAAAGUGUAAACUAUUGGGUGAGAACAUUGUUUUUAUUGGAGAAGACAAACUCUAUGAAAUGUACAGUGUAUUGAAUUUACCAAGAAAACCUGUAAACACAGAGGUAGAUUGAUUACUUAAAAGGCAUACUAGGUAGGAUUUUCCAAGAGUAAAAGCAAUGUAUAGACCCAUAAAAACAUAAUCCCUGUCAAUCAUCACCCACUGAAAGUGUGUAUCUGCACAGACCCUGUAGCCCUCAGGGUCUGAGGUCGGAGUUCUAUAAAAAUGUAAUGGCACAUUGCAGUUUCUGACUCUCUCCUCUGCUCUCCAGCACUGGCACAGCACUGAAACGAAGUGUGGAGAUAGACACUAUGAAUGUAUAAAGAGAUGCGGUCUGUGUGUCUGUUUGACCGAGGGAAGGGCUGAGCUACCGCAGACAGUGCAGCUUUGGCACAAAAUCCAGUAAUGCGCACCUUAUGCAGGAUUGUGCGGAGGUGUAACUGCUGUGAAACAAUCAAAAAAUAACUAUUAUUAAUUAUAAAUAAUAAUUAUUUCUCUUUUCUCUAUUUCUGCUUUGUUCUCAGUCCCUCACUCCUAUUCACUGUCUACAUUGUUCUACCAUCGCUGCUCUCAGUUAAAUUGGGAAGGAGGGGCAAACUUUAAAACACCAACAGAAAGAUCCUGCAUAGUAUGCCUUUGAACAUGGUAAAAUAUACAAAGAAAAAAUGGGAAUUACAAAUGAAGGCCUGCCUAAAAUAAAAGUUGUACUUACUGUUAUCCUUUUUACAGCAUAAUACAAAUAUGUUUCUAGUUGCAUUGACAUAAUCAUCACUUACUGGAUCUAAAUCCAGCAGAAGGAGCUUUCUAAUAUAAAAUGCUGAUUGUGAUGCAGAUAGAGGUUACACAAAGCAGAAACUGACUACAUGUAUACAUCCACUAAGUGUACGCAAUUUAGAGACGGGUCAUUGUAAGUGAAAUUGCUUAUGGUCUUUUGUAUCACAUAUAAAAAUGUAAUAUACAGUAUAAAAAUCUGCUUUUUGUUUUGUCGUCAUGUUGGAGACUGAUCCUAAGUCUGUGCACUGCAAAAUGAAUUUUUGUCUGUAAUGUGAGUUAAAUCUUAUUUUCUUAAAGCUGCACCAAUCAAUGCAGCAGAUAUUUUCUGUCAGGAGAGAUCUAAGUACGAGAAUAAUAAAUAUCAUCCUCACAUUCAUCAGGCGCGGAUGCUGCUGUGUCGGCUGGCAACCCUGUCUCCUAGAAAUUACGUUUAAUAAAACAUACCACAAUUUCCCCAAAACAAAGCCAUUAUACAACCACAUAGUAUUGAAAGAUUAUGCAAAAUGAGACAUGCUGUGACCGUUUUACUGAUACGUUAAGUAUCAACAUUUUUGUGUUAAUUAACAUUUCCUUAUUAUGUUCAUCAAAAACAUUCAGUUGGCGUUAUGUUUCCCUCAAAAUGUAUUUGCUGUUGUGAAUUAGUUCCAUAUAAACUUAAUUUCUAGGAGACAGGGCUGCUGCUGGAUGUGUACACAGGCAACUGUUUGCUAACAUGUUAGCCAUCCUUAGAAGGUGUUCCACCGCCCCCUAUUAAUAAAAAAAGAAUAAAUAAAGCUUUAAAACAAGUGAAACAUGAAACAAGCAACAUGAUUUUUGUUGUAUUUUUUCCACACCGACAUUGUUUUGGCUCGUUUUAGGAAAAUAAGGUUUUUAGGAAUUAAUCGUAGACAGAAAUGACAUGAUGAGAUGGAGAUGUAUUGUAUUUUAUCAAUUGUAUUAUUCAGCUUGACGCUCUUUUCGCUCCAAGGCCAUGCUGAUGCACUUCUCUUGGUGGUGAUCUCUUCCGAUCACCACCAAGUUCUCUGAAUUUUGUUAUUCAUGUCUGUUCGCCUGUGUGUCAUCCGUUUGUUAGAAUCACAAAUGAGCACAUAAAGUAUCAGAAAAACUAUUUUAGGUUAGAGAAUUGUUGUUAUGAUGCUGAAAUAUGAAAAUGAGUUGCAGCCUUGUGAGCUGUAAAUACUUGAGAAUGAUGUGCAUAGAUGCCUGCUGACUUUUGCUUUAGGCUUGAUGCUGCCGUGUGCUUUGAGCAUUUCAUUAUAAGGAACAGUGAUCUGGAUUUGAAGUGUAUUUUUUUUGAUUUUUGUAUUCAAAUGUGUCUCAGUUUUACAAGCAUAGACUUAAUCCAGGUAUAUUACAUCUAACGAUUGGAUCUGAGUGUCGAUUUAAAGCGUGUACGUGUUUUCAAUAAAGUGGUGUUGUACAGUU
Dicentrarchus labrax (European seabass) is the source of this 4119-nucleotide messenger RNA. RefSeq names its product CD99 molecule (gene cd99). Lineage: Eukaryota; Metazoa; Chordata; Actinopteri; Moronidae. The record is from RefSeq and is a predicted model, not a curated record. Gene Ontology annotation, biological process: homotypic cell-cell adhesion; positive regulation of neutrophil extravasation; T cell extravasation. The transcript is spliced from 16 exons. The coding region runs from base 1 to 852 and encodes 283 amino acids.